GAUAAUCCAAAAUGUCGCGUAGAGAAGGGCAGCUUUUUGUUGGGAGACUCAGUAAAAGUACGAGAGUACGUGACUUAGAAGAUGUCUUCGAAGCGUAUGGUCGUCUACAAAGAUGCGAAGUUAAAUAUGGUGCUGAGAUGGCAUAUGCCUUUGUUGACUUUGAAGAUCGCAGAGAUGCAGAGCAGUGAGCGAGCCCCUGCCUUGCCAUGACUUGCCAAUGCCUGCCAAUGCCAGUACAGAUUGUGCCAAAGUCCCAUUGCCUGCCAACACCCAUAGGCAGACAGACCAUUGAACCCUAGCCAUUGGUCACAGCAUUAGCCAAUCAAAUACCAUGUACAAUACCAGUACCUCCGCCUGCCGGAGCCGGUGGGUCAGUCAGUUCAGUCACAAAUCCUCUGUCCACCAACUGACCAGUUCAAUGUGCCAAGUUAAUUCUCGUGUCCAUCCAUGUCCGACCGGUCAAUUGUCCGUCCCACCAAGGCUCCUAAGACAGACUCCAUCAGUCUGAUCCAUUCCAUGGAUGCUAUUAAGUAUGAAAAUGGUCGUGAAAUCGCAGGCUCUGGUAUCGUAGUGGAGUGGGCGAAGGGUAAUCGUAGAGGUGGUGGACCUGUUGUCAGCAGAGGCUUCGAUGACUGCUAUAGAUGCCAUAGAUCUGGACACUGGGCUAGGGACUGUCCCGAUGACCGUAACUAUGGCUUCAGACGUCCAGGGCAGUCGAGUGGACGAUACAGAUCCCCAUCACCCAGGCGGCGGAGGAGGUCAAGGUCCAGGAGUGACUCGAGAGAUAGAGAUAGGAGGAAGAGGAGGCGUUCCAGGUCACGUUCAAGGAGCAGGAGUCGUAGUAGGGACCGCAGGAGGAGGUCAAGGUCACACAGUGACAACAGAAAAAGGAGCAGCAGACGCAGAAGUCAUUCUAGAAGCAGAUCCAAGUCCAAAUCACGAAGUCGUUCAAAGAGCAAGAGUAAAUCUGUAGCCUCAAAAUCAAGGAGUCGUUCUCGGAGUGCAAGUCCAGCUCAAGCCAACGGAGAAUAUAACAGUGAUCAGUCAGCAUCCAGAUCACCAGCACGAUCAGAUACAAGUGCAUCAGAAUGAGCAUUAUCAUCAUCACAGAAUAAGACUUUUUGUCAAAUUCUGCUAUUUUUCAUUUUUCAUCAAGGAUUCAUAUUUUUUGUGGGAACCUAUCUUCAUUAUCUGAUCAUGUGUAGGAACUUUUAUGGCAGAGUGUCAUUAGACGAUCAUUAUUCCUCAAGUCUACAUAUAGUCGAGAAAUCUUCACAGAGAGUGGAUUUUUUAAAAUCAUCAUGGAUUUUUGUAACAUAGUGAACAUUGGUUUGGUUAUUGUCACUAUUUUAUGAGGUGUAAAUUAGAAUAAAACUUCUAUUAAAUUGUU
This is a messenger RNA of Pecten maximus, 1390 nucleotides long. Its product is annotated as probable splicing factor, arginine/serine-rich 6. NCBI's taxonomy places the organism in Eukaryota, Metazoa, Mollusca, Bivalvia, Pectinida, Pectinidae. The transcript is spliced from 7 exons. Gene Ontology annotation, molecular function: RNA binding; zinc ion binding. Bases 448 to 1092 code for a protein of 214 amino acids. The record is from RefSeq and is a predicted model, not a curated record.